AUGUCAGGGCGCGGUGGAAUCAGUAAAAAAGUUGUUGGAGGAAAUGUAACCGAAAUUUGGGAUGGUUUCGUGCCUAAAGAAUGUAAACCAAAUCAUAAAAUUAUACGAUUAAACGCAGCUCAAAAAUGGGAAGAAGCACAUGAGCCUCUAAAUUAUGGGAUCGAUUGUUUAUCGAGUUGUGGACUUGGUCCUGGAAUGGCAUUUGCUAAUGAAAUACUUAAAAAGGAUACAAAUUUUGGGGUGAUUGGUUUGGUACCUUGUGCUAGAGGAGGAACUGGUUUGUAUAGAUGGAAUCGUGGAUCUUAUGCUUAUGAUGAUUUAAUUAAAAGAACAAAGUUAGCUUUAAAAGAUGGAGGGAUUAUUAGGGGAUUAUUAUGGUAUCAUGGUGAGGGUGAUAUAAGAACAAAUAAUGGAUCAAGUUCAUACAAGACCAAAUUUGAGAAAUUUGUUAAUGAUUUGCGUAAUGAUUUGAAUUCUCCUAAUCUCCCAAUUUUGCUGGCCAUCCUACCAUACCCAAAAAAACCAUUUGAAGGGCCAUAUAUAGAAGUGGUGAGAGCAGCUCAAUUGGGAAUUAACAUCUCAAAUGUGAUAAAGUUUGAUGCUGAGGGACUAGAAAUUGGUUCAGAUGGCAUUCAUCUAACUACACCAGCACAAAUUCAACUUGGUCAUAUGUUUGCUCAUGCUUUUUUUAGCCUAAGCAAUUUUACAACUUUUAGUUUCUACAAGUUUUUCCCUUUUAAUAUUUUCUCUUAG
Solanum tuberosum (potato) is the source of this 753-nucleotide messenger RNA. RefSeq names its product probable carbohydrate esterase At4g34215. The coding region runs from base 1 to 753 and encodes 250 amino acids. Lineage: Eukaryota; Viridiplantae; Streptophyta; Magnoliopsida; Solanales; Solanaceae. The record is from RefSeq and is a predicted model, not a curated record. The transcript is spliced from 2 exons.